Tarenaya hassleriana is the source of this 7155-nucleotide messenger RNA. RefSeq names its product kinesin-like protein KIN-12C. Lineage: Eukaryota; Viridiplantae; Streptophyta; Magnoliopsida; Brassicales; Cleomaceae. Gene Ontology annotation, biological process: microtubule-based movement. The coding region runs from base 102 to 6866 and encodes 2254 amino acids. The record is from RefSeq and is a predicted model, not a curated record. Gene Ontology annotation, molecular function: microtubule motor activity; microtubule binding; ATP binding. The transcript is spliced from 33 exons.
UCCAGCACCAGCACGAACAGAAAAGUGUUCUCCCCGCAAGGCUGGAUUCCAGAUUCAUUCUUGCAGAGAGAAAGGAAAGCACGGCUUGUGCUUGAUUAAUCAUGGCUCAAAACAUUUUGAGAUUCGAAACCCUCGAAUCCGAAGAGAAUGAGCUCGACCACUCCUCAACCUUGUCUAUGUCGUCUCCUUCAAGGGCUCCCCUGCACUCGAUUCCAGAUCCUUCUCAGCUCCAGAAGGUGAACUAUGGUUCCGAUUCGGAUUUGGUCCACAAAUUUGAAGGUGCAAGACCGCAACACCAUCGGACACUGGGUCCAGAGAAGAGAUCCGAAGUGAGUGCUUUCCACGAUUCGACUCCUAGGAUUGUGGGUCGUAAUGCGAAAGCUCGAUCGGAGCCUAACUCUGCUCAAAGCACACCGGCGAGGAACGGGGCGAGGGUUUCGCUGGGUGGUGGUGCGAGAGUCGUGUAUUUGGGAGGAAGAGGGAUGGGCUCUUCGUCCAGAAUUCCAAGGGCAAUUCCGGUGCUCGAUUCUGUUUCUUCUGCGGAAGUUCCACAUUUUGAGCUCAAUGAAGAUGCGUCGUUUUGGAAAGAACAUAAUGUGCAGGUGUUGAUACGAAUACGACCACUGAGCUCAAUGGAAAAGGCUUCCCAAGGAUCUGGUAAGUGUUUGAAGCAAGAAAGCCCACACACAUUGGUCUGGCUGGGUCAUCCGGAGACUAGAUUCACCUUUGAUCAUGUAGCUUGUGAGACAAUAUCUCAGGAGAAACUGUUUCGUGCUGCUGGACUGCCCAUGGUGGAGAAUUGCUUGUCUGGGUACAAUAGCUGUAUGUUUGCCUAUGGUCAGACUGGUAGUGGCAAGACUUAUACAAUGAUGGGUGAGAUAUCCGUGGUAGAAGGCAGUCUCAACAAUCACUGUGGGAUUACUCCCCGUGUAUUUGAAUAUUUGUUCUCAAGGAUCAAAAAGGAAGAAGAAGGAAGGAGGGAUGAAAGACUGAAGUUUAGUUGCAAAUGUUCCUUUCUUGAAAUAUAUAAUGAGCAUAUAACUGAUCUCUUGGAGCCAUCAUCAACUAAUCUGCAACUCAGAGAAGAUUUGAUGAAAGGAGUAUAUGUCGAAAAUCUUGUAGAACAUAAAGUGAGAAAUGUCAACGACGUUCUCAAGCUCCUACUACAGGGAGCAGCAAACAGAAAGAUAGCAGCAACCCAUAUGAACAGCGAGAGUAGCAGAUCACACAGUGUUUUAACAUGCACCAUUGAAAGCCGUUGGGAGACAGAUUCCUUAACUCAUUUCAGAUUUGCAAGACUAAACUUGGUCGACUUAGCCGGUUCUGAAAGGCAGAAAAGCUCUGGUGCAGAAGGGGAUCGUCUGAAAGAAGCAGCAAACAUAAACAAAUCCUUAUCCACCCUUGGAUUGGUCAUAAUGUCUCUGGUGGAUUUGGCACAUGGGAAACACAGACAUGUUCCCUAUAGAGAUUCUCGACUUACAUUUCUACUACAGGAUUCUCUUGGCGGAAACUCUAAGACAAUGAUAAUAGCAAAUGUCAGCCCAUCUGUUUGUUCCGCAAACGAAACUCUCAGCACUCUGAAGUUUGCACAGCGAGCCAAACUAAUCCAGAAUAAUGCUAAAGUCAAUGAAGAUUCAUCUGGGGAUGUAACAGCACUCCAACAUGAAAUAAGGAAAUUGAAGGGCCAACUAUCCUCUCUGAUGAAGAACCAGAAUUCUUCAAAGGUUGUUUCAGACUGCCUGCCUUCUCGCAAAGAAUCCAGAUAUUCUGGUAUAAACGAAAUUCCAGGGGAAUUACUACAAUAUGGGUGUCAAUGCCAGAUGCAUAGCCCUCUGAUUAAGAAGGUGAAAAGCAUGAAAGAAAUAUUGACUGGAGCUCUGAGGAGGGAGAAGGUGGCUGAAACUGUCCUAGAGAAGUCAAAAGCUGAGAUUGAGUGUACCAAUAGCCUGGUUAAGCAUAUGGAGGAAGAUGCUCAAUUCACUAAAAUGAUGCUUAGUUUACGGGAAGAGAAAGUCAAGCAACUGGAAAUGUUGAUAUCUAGCUCACUGACUUCUGAGGACUAUCUUAUGGAAGAAAAUAAAAUUCUAAAAGGAGAAAUCAAGCUUCUUCAGGAGAGUAUGAGCAGACAAGCCCAGUUGACACAUUGUGCUCUGGACAAUAUUAGACUUCAGGAGCAGCUUCAAAUACAUCAGAAUUUCUAUGAGCUUGGGGAGCGGGAGAAAUUGCUUGCUGAGAUUUCGGAACUACGUGACCAGCUUCUUGACAUUCUCGAAGCUAACAGUGAGUCAUUUUCUGGAUGUGUGAUGAAGGAUGAUAAAGUGGAGAGGGAGUUGGAAAAUUGUAGAAAAAUGAAUUCGAGUAUGAUCAGAAAACUAGAUGUAAUGCACAGAGGACUUGGAAGAUGCUUGAAUUUUGAUCAAACUGCUGACCUUGGGGAAACGAUGUCAAUUAGAAGUGACUGGGGUGAAGAUAUUGUAUGUUCAGCCCAGGAAAAAGAAACUCUGGAGAGAAACAAUUGGAGUGAUAUGAAUAGUGCAGCAAGUAGCGAUCAUAGUAACAUUAGGAAGGAACUGAUGGAGUCUAGAUCAUUAAUUGAAGCUAUGGAAGUGGAGCCGGUUCAGCUGAUAAAUGAAAUGAUGUUUAUGCGGGAGGAUGAUAGAUACAGGGAAACACUGAGAAAAAUCGAAAACAAUGAAAGAGAACCCUUCCCUAAGAUAGAAGCUUAUGACGGUGACUUCAGUGGUUUGGAUCUAAAAAAUGAAGAUGCGGUAAUGGGGAUUGAUGGUGGGAUAGAGAAGUACAUCCUCCAAUUAAAGUUAGAGAAACUGAGCAAGGAUCUUGAAGAGGCCAGAAAACUUAAUUGUCACUAUGAGAAAGACCGUAAGCUGAAGUUAUCUCAACAACAAGAUAUUAAACUUGUCUGUGAGCAUGUUGAGACUGAAACUUCCAGAACAAUUCUUCAUCUGCAGGAAGAAUUGAUUGCUCUUCAGUCUGAAUUUGAGGAAAGGAUUUGUAACCUGACUCAGGAAAACAGAUCACUGAAAGAUACUAUAACAGCUAGAGAAGCAGAGAUAAAGACACUUAAUCAAGACUGGGAAAAGGCAACCAUAGAGCUAACAAGUUUCAUUGUGGAUGGAUCUAAAUCCAUAAAAGAAGCCUCUACACAGAUUGAAAGUAUAAUCUGCUCAUUCCCACAUGUUAACGCUUGGAUAGGUGAUUAUGUUGAGAAGGCUGCAAAAGUUUGUUUUGAAAAGGAAGAAACAGUUUUACUUCUACAGAAAAGUUUGGAGGAUGCACAGAUACUGUUAGCAGAGAUGGACUUGAAGCUGAAAUCUUUAAAGGGAGCGACAAUCGUGCUGAAUGAAGUCCAACUGCAAGACAAUGUUGUAAAUGUGAAACAGAUGCUCCGCCUAAGCACUGAAACAAAAAGGAUGAGCAAUGUGGCUGACAAGCCUGAAAAUGAAUUUGAAUCAAGGCAACAUCAGAUUCUGGAAGCAGAAAGACGUUCUGAGGCUACUCUUGCAGUUAGAAAAUGGCUCUCUACUUCUACCAAGGUUUUUGAAGGAGAAGAUAUUGACAACAACGUUUGCAGGCCACAUCUGGCUUCUUCUAUUAAUGGCAGAUGUAACUUGUCCUGUGAGAAACCUAAUGAUAAUCUCUUGAGGGAUCACGAUACUAGUGCAAUAGAAGUGACCAGCAAUGGAGGCACGGAUCGUGAUUCUGAUAUCCAUUCUCUAUUUACAGAUAUCCAAGUUCAUUUAGGAGCCUCCACAAUGGAUUUCCUCCAGAUGUACUCCAGCUGCAAGCACUUGGUUCAAGAUGUGAUCAGAGAAAUUCAUGAAAUUCGGUUUGAAUUGCUUACACUUAAAAAAAACCAUGGCGACAUGCAAAUUCAGAGACCAUUUCAAUCGGGGGAACCAUAUAAGCCUUGGAUAACAAGCAAUCAAUUCGAAAAGGGUGAAAAAAUAAAAGAUCAAGCUUGUAUAUUCUCGUCGAAGGAGAAAUAUUUAAGUGAAGAAGUACAUGGAAGGGGUGAAGAUUUUUCAACAUCAAGCUCUGACUUUUCAAUUUGUAAUGCGGGUCAGACAGCGAACAUGAUCUAUCCAGGAAUUUUACUUCCAGAAUCUGAGGACCAGGAAACGCAUGAUAAAGCCAUGUCAUUGGCCUCGGUUAACGAAAAUGAUUCAGGACAUGGUGUUUAUUGUGAAGAGGGGCAGCAGGCAGAACUUGUGCCAUUGGCAUUAAUGAAGGAGAGAAAAGAAAUGGAAUACAAACUUAGCAAUAGACCUUCUUCUGAGGUGUAUGCGGGUCUUAUCCAGAGAAUGGAUCCUGCGAGAAGCUUCUUCAAACAAUUUGAGGCAGUCAAUGCCACCAUGAAAGAAGCUGAUCUCACAUUACGUCAACUAGUGGAAGCCAACGGAAAAUCAAAACAGGUUAUUGGAAUGUGGUGUCAAACUAAUGAGGAGCUAAUGGUUGAGAGAACAAGUCUAAUGGAAGACCUGGAACAGCUCAGGUGUUCAGUAUCCUUGUGUGAAAAGGAAAAUCAAUUCUUGCUGGAUCAAACACAUUCCACCUUGGUGGAUAUGAAAAAUUCCAUGUCUUUGCUUGAAGAGAUCUUUCUACAAAUGAAAAGGGGAGUAGAAAAAACAUUAGAGGCUUUAUACUCUAACGUCCUUUUAACUGCAAGAGAGCUGCUUCAUUUGAUUGGCACCUCAAGAAAAUUGCUCGAACAGAUGUUCUCUGAGACGAUGGAGAGUGGGUUUGCUCUGUAUGUCAUACAACAGUGCCAUAUUGGGAAAUUGCUCGAUCAGAUGGAUCAGAGUAAAAGAACUAUUACAACUUUUCCUUGGCAAGAGAAACAACCGUUCAUGGAGAGUAACACCAGCAGAUCCAGUUCUGAAGAUAAUGUCAGUAGACAAGUGGAUGGAGCUAACAUAGCUGAUGGGGUCACUGAGUUGAAAAAUGGAGUUGUUUACCAGUCACGUAACAACCUAAUAUAUGAGAACUUGUUUCUAAAAAAGGAGCUAGAGAGGAAGGAAGCUUUGUUUGAGGGUUUGCUUUUUGAUUUUAGGCUGUUGCAAGAAUCAGCAUCAAAUAAAAGAGAUAUCAAAGAUGAAACUGAUGAACUGAUUGAUGCAUUAUGCCAGAUUCGUCAAGAGCUGGGCCGGAAAACAAUUCAAGUACAUGACCUUGUAUUCCAAAAAGAGAAACUUGAAAAUUGCUCAAGUGACUUGCAGAAGGCUUUGUUCUCGUCGAAAUCAGAUCUGGAGAAGGCUGAAGAGAGGAUACAUGCUCUUACAGAGAAGAAUGGCGAGUUAAGAGUCCUUCUGAAAGAUCUCUGCUUGAAGAAAACAGCAGCUGAAGAAGCAUUGGAAGAACAAAAAGAGCUUGUCAAAGGGUUGGAAAGUGAAAUCAUAUACUUGACUAAUACAGCAGAAGCUCAGGUUCUUUCUUCUGUCAGGGCCAUUGAAGAAGACUUAAAAGAGGUUUCUGGUGAUAAAGAGCAACUCCUUGAUGAAAUACGUUCUCUGAAUGAUAAGCUUGAUAUGGCUUAUGCAAUUGCUGACGAAAAAGAAGCUAUUGCUAUAGAGGCUCGUCAGGAAUCUGAGGCAAGUAAAAUGUAUGCCGAGCAGAAGGAAGAGGAGGUCAAAAUUUUAGAGAUUUCGGUGGAAGAGCUUGAGAAUACUGUAAAUGUUUUGGAAAAGAGGGUGUAUGAUAUGGAUGCGGAAGUAGAAAGACAUCGCAUGAUUCGAGAUUCAUCAGAAACAGAGCUCCAAACUCUCAGACAAAGAUUGCUAAGAGUCGAAAAUUUCAACCUAGACAUCGACGAAUGUGAGGAUAAGACAUCCAGGUCAAAAGAGCUCCAAGAGGCGCAUUAUCAGAUCCAACUCCUUGAGAAGGAAGUAGCAGAAAUGAACAAAGAGAUUAAACAACUCAGAGAGUACAUUUCGGAAGUUGUGCUGCAUUCUGAGGCCCAAGCUUGUGGUUACCAAGAAAAGUACAAGGGUCUCGAGGCCAUGGUUCGUGAUUUAAAAAUAGAUGCAUCAAACACGUCAACUGCAGCAACAUCACAUAAAACUGAGAAAAGCUCAUCAAGGACCAGAGGUUCAGGCUCACCAUUCAGAUGUAUUGCAGGGUUGGUACAACAGAUGAAUUUGGAGAAGGAUCAGGAAUUGACAAUGGCAAGGUUUCGUAUUGAAGAACUGGAAUCGCUGCUAGCUGUUAAACAGAGAGAGGUAUGCUCGCUGAACACAAGGAUAGCCGCAGCUGAAAGCAUGACCCACGAUGUCAUCCGGGAUUUACUUGGCGUGAAAAUGGAUAUGACCAACUACGCUAAUUUGGUUGACCACUAUCAGUUUGGAAGGGUAGUUGAGGAGGCUCAUCAACGCACAGAAGAGAUCCUCUCCAAGGAGCAAGAAAUUAUCAAAUUGAAGAAACAUAUUGCCGCCUUUGUUGAAGAAAGAGAGAGAUGCAUAUCAGAGUUGAAGGAAAAAGAAGCAGGUGUACUUGCCAAUCAGAUUACUUUAGAGCAACUACAGGAACAAGUUCAGUUGCUUUCUGCACAGAACGAUAUGUUGAAGAAGGACAAGACCAAUUUGCUGAGGAGGGUAGCUGAACUUGAUCAAAAAGUCAAAACGUUUGUUGAUGCACCAGGCAGUAGUAGCCAAUGUGUAACGCAAACACCAAGGGAUACAAGGUCGAUCAAACUGAUGGAUACAGAUUACUCAAAGCGACUGGAGCACGCUCAGAAGCUUCUCUCCCAUGCCAACAAUGAAUUGGCAAAGUAUUGCAAAACCGGUAACAGUCAACCACCGGUUUUACCAGCUCAAGGGCCGCGGAGGAGCUCUGGGACAAGUUUUAGAUGAAAAAAAAAAGUCUUUACAGGAAUGUUCUUGUAUUUUGCUUGGUAAGAUGAUGGCACUUUCAUCAAACUUGUGAAGAAAAGUAUUGAAGUCUCGACAUGAUGGAUGACAUCGAACUCUGUCUCUAGGACAUGAUUUGAUUUAUGGGUUCAAUUGGCCCUUGUGCAUAGAAAAAUACAGUGUACGUAUAUGUUUGUGUUUUUGUUAUGGCUUGUGAGAAUGGUUUUCUUCGUGUGUAUUUGCGUGCUACGAUGAUCUGUUAUGUCUUACUGUUCCAACAGGUUUUGCUUCA